Molecule: messenger RNA, 4197 nt
Organism: Candida tropicalis MYA-3404
Lineage: Eukaryota; Fungi; Ascomycota; Pichiomycetes; Serinales; Debaryomycetaceae
Gene: TOP2
Product: DNA topoisomerase 2
Exons: 1
Coding region: 1-4197 (1398 amino acids)
Biological process (GO): sister chromatid segregation; resolution of meiotic recombination intermediates; DNA topological change
Cellular component (GO): nucleus
Molecular function (GO): ATP binding; DNA binding; DNA topoisomerase type II (double strand cut, ATP-hydrolyzing) activity
Source: RefSeq, a predicted model, not a curated record
AUGUCUGAGGAAGAAUCUGAUUAUUAUACAGAAGAUUCAGGUGACGAUUUUGUUCCUUCUCCAAAGAGACCAAGAUCAAGAAACGCGUUCAAAGCAAUGCUGUUGUCGGAUUCAGAUGAAGAUGAUUUUGAACCUGCUCCAAAAAAGCCAGCAGCAAAGAAAGCAACAAAAACGUCAAAGGCUGUGAUAGAGGAUGAUGAUGAAGAUGAUUUUGUUGUGACUUCCAAAAAGAAUACACCUUCAAGUGUAAGUGUUUCUGAUUCAGAUGAAGAUGAUUUUGUUCCUAGUCCAAAGGCGAAGCCAGCUAAAAAGACUACUAAGAAGAAACAACCACUUUCUGACUCUACUAAUAACACUAGUACCACUCCUAGUACUAAAUCCGGUUCAUCUACUCCUAAUCCAGCAAGUGCAUCGGAGACGUAUCAGAAGUUGUCUCAAUUGGAACAUAUCUUAAAGAGACCAGACACGUAUAUUGGAUCUGUUGAAAAAACCAAAAUGGAAAUGUGGUGUUUUGAUGCCGAAACAGAGUCAAUGGUUUUUAAAGAAGUAACUAUUGUUCCUGGUUUAUACAAAAUAUUCGAUGAAAUUUUAGUUAAUGCUGCGGAUAAUAAGAUUAGAGAUCCAACUAUGAAAAAUAUCAAAGUGAAAAUUGAUCCAGAGAAUAAUACUAUUGAAGUUAUGAAUGAUGGUAAAGGUAUUCCAGUUGAAAUGCAUACCAAAGAAAACAUGUAUAUUCCUGAAUUGAUUUUUGGUAACUUGUUGACAUCUUCAAAUUAUGAUGAUAAUCAAAAGAAAGUCACUGGUGGUAGAAAUGGGUUUGGUGCCAAGUUGUGUAACAUUUUCUCUACUCAAUUUGAAGUUGAAACAGCUGAUUUAAAUACUGGGAAAUUAUAUAAGCAAGUUUGGACAGAUAAUAUGACUAAUGUUGCCAAACCCAAGAUAACCACAUUGAGAACUAAAAAAGAAUACACCAAAAUUACAUUCAAACCUGAUUUAGCUAAAUUUGAUAUGGACAGUUUGGAUGAAGAUUUAUUGGCUGUGUUAAGAAGAAGAGUUUAUGAUUUAUGUGGUACCGUUAAAAAUUGUAACAUUUAUCUUAAUGAUAAAAGAUUGAGUAUCUCAAGUUUUAAAAGUUAUGUUGAAAUGUAUGUCAAAGCUAUUAGAGAACGAUCUCCAGAGCCAUUAACUGAAGAUGGUACUUCUAAAAACUUCACUACCAUUGUUCAUGAAGUUUUCAACGAACGAUGGGAAGUUGCAUUUGCUGUGAGUGAUGGUACAUUCAACCAAGUCAGUUUUGUCAAUUCUAUUGCCACAACUGCUGGUGGUACUCAUGUCAAAUAUGUUUCUGAUCAGAUUAUUAACAAAUUGGUUGAAACGUUGUCGAAGAAAGAAAAAGGUAAGAAGAAACUUAUGAUUAAACCACAAGAAGUUAGAGAUAAUAUGUUCUUGUUUAUCAAUUGUCUUAUCGAAAAUCCAGCAUUUACUUCACAAACUAAAGAACAAUUAACUACUAAAGUUUCACAAUUUGGUGGUAAACAAAAAUUCGUUGCUAAUGAUAAUUUAAUCAAUCGAAUUUUGAAGACCAGUAUUGUUGACAAAAUCAGAGCAAUUGCCAAUGCCAAUGAAGAUAAAGCUCUUCAAAAAGCUGAUGGUAGUAGAAAACUGCGUAUUAAAGGGCAAGUCAGUUUGGUUGAUGCCAAUAAAGCUGGUACUAAACUCGGUCAUAAUUGUACAUUGAUUCUUACAGAAGGUCUUUCCGCGUUGAAUUUGGCCGUGGCUGGUCUCUCUGUUGUUGGGAGAGAUUAUUAUGGUUGUUUCCCAUUGCGUGGUAAAUUAUUAAAUGUUCGUGAAGCUUCUGCUGAUCAAAUUUCCAAGAAUGCCGAAAUUAAUGCUUUGAAACAGAUUAUUGGUUUACAACAUAAGAAACACUAUACUGCUGAGAAUAUUAAACAGUUGAGAUACGGGCAUAUUAUGAUCAUGACAGAUCAAGAUCAAGAUGGUUCACAUAUUAAAGGUUUGAUUAUUAAUUUCUUGGAAACUUCAUUCCCUGGGUUGUUGGAAAUUCCUGGGUUUUUAUUAGAGUUUAUUACUCCAAUUGUUAAAGUUACCAUCAAAACCAGAGGAUCCGGUAAUAAUCGUGUUAUUCCAUUCUAUACCAUGCCGGAAUUUGAAGCAUGGAGAGAUGGUGAAGGUUCUCAAUGUCGUUGGACUCAUAAGUACUACAAAGGUUUGGGUACUUCUACUCCAAUGGAAGCACGUGAAUAUUUCACGGCCUUGGAUCGUCAUUUGAAGAAAUUCCAUGCUUUACAAGGAGAAGAUGCAAGUUAUAUUGAUUUAGCAUUUUCAAAGAAGAAAGCCGAUGAAAGAAAAGAUUGGUUGCAAGGAUUUAUUCCAGGUACCCAUCUUGAUCCUGAGAUUAACGAAAUUCCAAUUAGUGAUUUUAUCAACAAAGAAUUGAUUUUAUUCUCCAUGUCUGAUAAUAUCAGAUCUAUUCCUUCAGUACUUGAUGGUUUGAAACCAGGUCAAAGAAAAGUUUUGUAUGGUUGUAUCAAGAAAAAAUUAAAAAGUGAAAUUAAGGUUGCUCAAUUGGCUGGGUAUGUAAGUGAAAACACUGGUUAUCAUCAUGGUGAGCAAUCAUUGGUUCAGACCAUCAUUGGGUUGGCACAAAACUUUGUUGGUUCUAAUAAUAUCAACAUCUUAAAACCAAAUGGUUCCUUUGGUAGUAGAGCCGCUGGUGGUAAAGAUUUCUCCGCUGCGAGAUAUAUUUUCACAGAAUUGAAUGAAAUUACUAGAAAGAUAUUCAAUCCAUUGGAUGAUCCAUUGUAUAAUUAUGUUCAAGAUGAUGAACAAACUGUUGAACCAGAGUGGUAUCUUCCUGUUUUGCCAAUGAUUUUAGUCAAUGGUGCUGAAGGUAUUGGUACUGGUUGGUCAACUAAUAUUCCUUCUUAUAAUCCUAAGGAUCUUGUUGCGAAUAUUAAAAGACUUAUGAAUGGUGAAGAAUUGCAAGAAAUGACCCCUUGGUAUAAAGGAUGGGAUGGUGAUAUUGAGCAAUCUGGUCCACAGAAAUAUAAGAUUACUGGUCGUAUUGAACAAGUUGGUGAUAAUGAAGUUGAUAUUACAGAACUUCCAGUUAAAGUUUGGACAAAUAAUUAUAAAGAAUUUUUAUUAGCAGGUUUUGGUACUGAGAAAACACCAGCUUGGAUAAAAGAUAUGGAAGAACAUCAUACUACAAGUAUUAAAUUUGUUGUUAAAUUAACUGAUGCCGAAAUGCAGAAAUCAUUGAGAAUGGGAUUGAUGGAAAGAUUCAAAUUGAUUAGUUCAUUAAGUUUGGGUAAUAUGGUUGCCUUUGAUUCAAUGGGAAGAAUUAAGAAAUAUACUGAUGUUCUUGAAAUUUUAAAGGAAUUUUACUAUUUGAGAUUGGAAUAUUAUGAAAAGAGAAAAUCAUAUAUGGUUGAUAAAUUACAAAGUGAAUUGAUCACUCUUUCUGAAAAGGCAAGAUUUGUUAAACUUAUAAUUGAUAAAAAACUUUCAAUUUCUAACAAAAAGAAGAAAGAUCUUAUUAGUGAGUUGAUUGCUAAUAAUUUUAAAAAGUUAAAAGCAAAUGGCGAACAACAAGAUGCAAGUAGUUUGGAUGGUGAUGAUGACGAAGUAGAAGGAGAAGAUGAUAAUGGUAAUUCAUCUGGUUCUGGUUAUAAUUAUUUAUUAUCGAUGAGUCUUUGGUCAUUAACUAGAGAACAUUUUGAAAGAUUAUUACAACAAAGAGAUCAAAAGGAAGAAGAGCUUAAUGUAUUAUUAGGCAAAACAGCUACAAACCUUUGGGAAGCAGAUCUUGAUGAAUUUAUGGAAGCUUAUGAAGCAUUUUUAAAGAAAGAUGAAGAAGAAAGAGAAUCUUUAGCAAGUAAUGGUAAGAAGAAACCAGCCAAGAGAAGAGCAAGAAAUACUGCAAGUUCAAAAGAUCAACCAGCUUCAAAGAAACUCAAAACUGAACCAAAGGAAACUAAGGUUACAAAAAAGAAGAGUCCUUCUCCAGUGACUGUUAAAAAGGAAACAGUAACAAAAGAAAAGGAAAAACCAGUUGUACCAGAAGAAAAGAAAAAGGGUGAUAUUUUAUCGUUUUUCAAAACAAACAAGGAAGAAAAGAGUAGUGGUACUUCAGAUGAUCCAAUUAGUCUUUUCCUGUCUGAUGAUGAAUUAUAG